AUGCGGAUGAGUCGCAAAAAGUCGUCCGCUUACAACGUUAAGCUCCCUGCACCCCGCCACCUUCGAUCUUUCUUAAACAGCAGCAUCCGCCAUGGUGUUCAUCUCUCAACAAAAAAGAUGGAGCAGACCCACAAUGCAGAUCACUUUAAGGCAGCUUAUAGUCAAGGCUACUCUGCGGACGUGGACACAAUCCGGGAACAGGAAUAUCCCUUAUUGAAUGAAACAACGUACUUAGACCAUGCAGGAACUACAAUAUAUGCAAAGUCCAUGAUCGAGGCUUUCUCACGGGACAUGACUUCGAAUCUUUUUGGCAAUCCCCAUUCCAUGUCACUAUCGUCGCAACUAUCCACACAGCGGACGGAUGAUAUUCGCCUUCGGGUUCUUCGCUUCUUCAAUGCAGACCCAGAAGAGUAUGAUCUGGUUUUUGUUGCUAAUGCAACUGCAGCAAUUAAGCUCGUGGCAGACUCAAUUCGAGACUCCGACCACCGAGGGUUCUGGUACGGCUACCAUAUUGAUGCUCACACCAGCUUGGUCGGUGUGCGAGAAGUUGCGGACCUUGGUCACCAGUGUCUCCAAGGAGAUGAAAAGGUAGAUUCCUGGAUUUCAGAGUUGGCUACGACUCAAACAAAAGCACCCAUGCUAUUUGCCUACCCUGCCCAAUCGAAUCUGAACGGCCGUCGCCUUCCUCUUAGAUGGUGUGAGGAGGUCCGCUCGGCCGCAAGCACAUCGGGAGCCAAUGUAUUUACAUUACUUGACGCGGCCUCCCUGUUAUCUACUUCACCGUUGAACCUGAGCUCAGCAAGCCCGGACUUCACGGCGCUGAGCUUCUACAAGAUUUUCGGAUUUCCAGACCUGGGUGCCUUGAUCGUCCGAAAGAGCGCCGCCCGCAUCUUCGAGAGAAGAAGGUACUUCGGUGGAGGUACAGUGGACAUGGUUGUCGCUACAGGCGCUCAGUGGCAUGCCAAGAAGGAGACGUCGCUCCAUGAGCGCCUGGAAGAUGGUACUCUCCCAUUUCACAAUAUUAUCGCCUUGGACGCAGCCAUGGAUACCCACGAGCGCUUGUAUGGCUCGAUGGCGAAUAUUUCUUCGCACACCGCAUUUCUAGCCAAGCGCCUGUAUGAUCGCCUGUCUGUCCUAUCACAUUGGAACGAUCUACAUGUCUGCCAAAUAUAUCAACCCAGUUCCGCCACAUAUGAAUCUCCGCUCACCCAGGGCCCUAUUCUGGCAUUCAAUUUGAGGAACAGCCAGGGCGAGUGGAUCCCUAAGACUGAAGUGGAAAAAUUGGCAACUGUACAGAAUAUUCAAAUUCGGACUGGUUCGGUUUGCAACCCCGGGGGCACGGCCUCGUCUCUUGGAUGGACUGGCAUGGAACUGCGUCGUCAUUAUACGACAGGGUUACGCUGCGGUGAUGACAACGAUAUCCUAGGUGGUCGACCCACUGGUGUCUUGCGUGUUAGUAUUGGUGCAAUGACAAAUCUCAAAGAUAUUGACUCUUUUGUUGAUUUCAUUGCGGAGUUCUAUGUGGAGAAUGCUCCUCCUGUCGUGUCCGUGAACCCACCCACUAAUGAUUCGGUCGGUCGCCACUUUUACGUCGAAAGCCUUGCAGUAUUUCCAAUAAAGAGCUGCGGUGCUUUCAAGAUCCCCGAAGGCAAGAGAUGGGAAGUCAAAAGAGAAGGACUAGCAUGGGAUCGAGAGUGGUGUCUAAUCCACCAAGGAACCGGUGCAGCAUUGAAUCAAAAAAGAUACCCACGGAUGGCACUGAUCAGGCCAUCCAUUGACCUGGAUCGUGGGGUGCUCCGCAUUACCUGUGGAGUCAUGACCGACUCUGUGAGUCUCGAGAUCUCCCUCGGAUGGGAAGAUACAACCCUCAUAUCCACCUCACUAUGUCCAAGUACUACAAAGCGGACAAUAGUAUGCGGCGAUCAAGUCUCUCUACAUGCCUACGCCUCACCAGUGGUAUCGGCAUUCUUCUCCGAUUUCCUUGGUGUCCCAUGCACACUAGCUCGAUUUCCCAGCCAAACAGCUAAUCGGUUCUCCCGACCGAACCGUCUGUCCAACACAUGGAAAAACAAGUUCCGGAAGCUCCUCAUGCCGGGCUCAUACCCACCCGACCUACCACCACCCGCUCGUGAUAUUGCUCGGAGCCCUAUUCUACUCUCCAACGAGAUGCCCAUCCUAGUGGUCUCGCGUUCGUCAGUUAACCGGCUGAACGAAACCAUCAAGGCAAAAGGGAAGCCUGGUACCGGUGCGAGCAAGGCUGUUUCAGCUGAUGUGUUCCGUGGUAAUAUCAUCGUCGCUGAACGACUUGCUCGGAUGGGCGAUGUGGAGCAACCCUACAUUGAGGAUCACUGGUCUUCUAUACGCAUUGGACCUGAUCAGCUUCGUAUAGAUGUGUUGGAAGCAUGUGAGCGCUGCCAGAUGGUCUGCAUCGAUCAGUUUACUGGACAGAGGCGCGAGGAGCCGUUUUCUACUCUUGCAAAAACCAGAAAUGUAGAUGGCAAAGUGAACUUUGGAAGAUACGCGGCUCUUUCCAGAGAGGAAGCCGAGGCCUUUGCUUCGGAGUCGCCAGAUCGCUUGACAGUGAUGGUGGGAGAUGUUGUUGUGCCGGCAUUUUAA
Penicillium odoratum is the source of this 2616-nucleotide messenger RNA. It is a transcript of the gene hxB, whose product is annotated as putative molybdenum cofactor sulfurase protein (HxB). The coding region runs from base 1 to 2616 and encodes 871 amino acids. The transcript is spliced from 2 exons. NCBI's taxonomy places the organism in Eukaryota, Fungi, Ascomycota, Eurotiomycetes, Eurotiales, Aspergillaceae. Gene Ontology annotation, molecular function: pyridoxal phosphate binding; molybdenum ion binding; molybdenum cofactor sulfurtransferase activity. Gene Ontology annotation, biological process: Mo-molybdopterin cofactor biosynthetic process. The record is from RefSeq and is a predicted model, not a curated record.